AUGGAUACCAAUCGCGAUAUCGAGAAAGCAACAACAUCGGAGUUCGGACAAGCGCACUCCGAACGCAACCAUGACGCAUCGUACGCAUCAAUAAAAGUACCCUCAAGAACGGCGUCGCGAAAUGAAGAGGAGGAGAUUGCAAGAAUACCAACACACAUGUCUCACGCUUCUCGUACAAAGAAGUCGGUCGUUGGGCUUGCAAAGACCAUUACCGCUCGUUCGAAUGCGUCCGUCAUCGAUCCUGGACCACCGCCCGAUGGAGGGACCAAAGCUUGGAUACAGGCAUUCAUGGGUCACUUCGUGAUAUUCAAUACAUGGGGCAUGAUUGCCACGUUCGGAGUCUUUCAACAACACUACACGCUCGAUCUAGGCCUUGAGCCAUCAGCCGUAUCCUGGAUCGGAAGCUUUCAAAUGCUGGGACAUUUCUCGCUAGGCAUGUUGACAGGUCGGUUGUUUGACGCAGGAUACUUCUACUGGUCUGUCAUACCUGGCAUGCUCGUCUCAUGUCUAGGAAUGUUCAUGACCAGUCUAUGCACAAAGUACUGGCAAUUCUUCCUUGCGCAGGGUGUCAUGAAUGGACUGGGGAACGGUAUGCAGUUUGCUCCCGUCCUGGGACUCGUCAGCACAUACUUUGCGAAGAACCGGAGUGUGGCGCUGGCAAUCAUGGCUUCAGGUAGCGCAACCGGUGGGUUGGUAUAUCCGACCAUCGCGCGACAGCUUCUUCCUAAAAUCGGCUUUCCCUGGACAGUCAGGGUCAUGGGGUUCAUGAUGUUGGCCAUAGGGACAUGUUACUGCUCGCUGCUGAAACCAAGACUACCUCCGAGGAAGUCUGGUCCGGUUCUUGAACUUAGUGCUUUCGGAGAGCUGCCAUACAGCGUGUUCCUGAUUGGAGUCUUCCUCAUUGCUCUCGGACAGUACUUCGCCUUCUAUUACAUCUCCUCCUUCGCAGUCGAUAUUCUCGACUUACCAUACGGUACCUCCAUCAACGUUCUCUUAGUGCUCAACGGUGUGGGUGUCCUUGGUCGUCUCGUGCCCUCAUACUUCGCUGACAAAUAUACUGGGCCAUACAAUAUUCUCAUACCCUUUUGUUUCGUUUCCGCUUUUGUCCUGUACUUCUGGCCUCUGGUCAAGAGCGAGGCUAGCCUUUACGCUUGGGCUGUGUGCUAUGGUUUCUUCGUUGCGGGCUUCCAGGGUAUCUUCCCAGCUGCGAUGACUACACUGACAAAGGACAUGAGCAAAGUGGGCACGAGAAAUGGUCAAGGCCUCGCGAUCGUCGGACUGGGCACUUUCAUUGGGCCGCCAAUCGCUGGCGCGCUGAUACAAAGUAACGGAGGAGGCUAUCUAAGUGCGCAGGUGUUCGCUGGGACUGCAGUGUUACUGGGGAGCUGUAUUUUGGUAGUGGGACGGUGGAGUAUCACGGGACCGAAUCUAAAGGUACGAGUAUAG
Alternaria arborescens is the source of this 1446-nucleotide messenger RNA. RefSeq lists its product as hypothetical. The transcript has a single exon. Gene Ontology annotation, biological process: transmembrane transport. Gene Ontology annotation, molecular function: transmembrane transporter activity. The coding region runs from base 1 to 1446 and encodes 481 amino acids. The record is from RefSeq and is a predicted model, not a curated record. Lineage: Eukaryota; Fungi; Ascomycota; Dothideomycetes; Pleosporales; Pleosporaceae. Gene Ontology annotation, cellular component: fungal-type vacuole membrane.